This is a messenger RNA of Girardinichthys multiradiatus, 5181 nucleotides long. RefSeq lists its product as uncharacterized. Gene Ontology annotation, molecular function: protein binding. The record is from RefSeq and is a predicted model, not a curated record. The transcript has 14 exons. The coding region runs from base 92 to 4372 and encodes 1426 amino acids. NCBI's taxonomy places the organism in Eukaryota, Metazoa, Chordata, Actinopteri, Cyprinodontiformes, Goodeidae.
UCGUUGGAUCUCAGAUCUUCAUGAACAAACCAGGUUCUUAGUGAAUCUGUUCUGUGCAGCAGCAGAAAGAGACCAGCAGACAGGAGAGAAGAUGCUGGAGAUGUUAGCAUCAGUCUGUAGAUAUAAAACAUUCCCUUUAAAGGAACGAGACAUGAAUGAUAAAUAUCAGAGAGACUUCCUGCUGGAUCUGUUCUCCCAGAUGAAGGACUGUGAGACUAAAACAGGUCUGAGUCUCCUUCCAUCAUUACAGUCAGUUUUCCAGUCAGCUUCUCCAGUCUGGACCAUAAAGUUCUCAGAGAGAAAGACCUCCAUCCUCCUGGAAGUGUUGAAACUCCAAUCAGAGAAGAAACCAGUGAAGCUGAUGGACUGGUCACAUGAAGAGAGUGAAGUGAGGAGUUUCCUACAGUGUCUACCUUAUAUCUCACAGCUCAGGUUUUAUCGUUGGAGGUCAGAUCUUCAUGAACUAAUCAGGUUCUUAGUGAAUCUGUUCUGUGCAGCAGCAGAAAGAGACCAGCAGACAGGAGAGAAGAUGCUGGAGAUGUUAGCAUCAGUCUGUAGAUAUAAAACAUUCCCUGUAGAGGAACGAUACAUGGAUGAUAAAUAUCAGAGAGACUUCCUGCUGGAUCUGUACUCCCAGAUGAAGGACUGUGAGACUAAAACAGGUCUGAGUCUCCUUCCAUCAUUACAGUCAGUUUUCCAGUCAGCUUCUCCAGUCUGGACCAUAGACCUCUCAGAGAGAAAGACCUCCAUCCUCCUGGAAGUGAUGAAACUCCAAUCAGAGAAGAAACCAGUGGAGCUGAUGGUCUGGUCACAUGAAGAGAGUGAAGUGAGGAGUUUCCUACAGUGUCUACCUUAUAUCUCACAGCUCAGGUUUUAUCGUUGGAGGUCAGAUCUUCAUGAACUAACCAGGUUCUUAGUGAAUCUGUUCUGUGCAGCAGCAGAAAGAGACCAGCAGACAGGAGAGAAGAUGCUGGAGAUGUUAGCAUCAGUCUGUAGAUAUAAAGCAUUCCCUUUAGAGGAACGAUACAUGGAUGAUAAAUAUCAGAGUGACUUCCUGCUGGAUCUGUUCUCCCAGAUGAAGGACUGUGAGACUAAAACAGGUCUGAGUCUCCUUCCAUCAUUACAGUCAGUUUUCCAGUCAGCUCCUGAAGUCUGGACCAUAAAGCUCUCAGAGAGAAAGACCUCCAUCCUCCUGGAAGUGUUGAAACUCCAAUCAGAGAAGAAACCAGUGGAGCUGAUGGACUGGUCACAUGAAGAGAGUGAAGUGAGGAGUUUCCUACAGUUUCUACCUUAUAUCUCACAGCUCAGGUUUUAUCGUUGGAGGUCAGAUCUUCAUGAACUAAUCAGGUUCUUAGUGAAUCUGUUCUGUGCAGCAGCAGAAAGAGACCAGCAGACAGGAGAGAAGAUGCUGGAGAUGUUAGCAUCAGUCUGUAGAUAUAAAACAUUCCCUGUAGAGGAACGAUACAUGGAUGAUAAAUAUCAGAGAGACUUCCUGCUGGAUCUGUACUCCCAGAUGAAGGACUGUGAGACUAAAACAGGUCUGAGUCUCCUUCCAUCAUUACAGUCAGUUUUCCAGUCAGCUUCUCCAGUCUGGACCAUAGACCUCUCAGAGAGAAAGACCUCCAUCCUCCUGGAAGUGAUGAAACUCCAAUCAGAGAAGAAACCAGUGAAGCUGAUGGACUGGUCACAUGAAGAGAGUGAAGUGAGGAGUUUCCUACAGUGUCUACCUUAUAUCUCACAGCUCAGGUUUGAUCGUUGGAGGUCAGGUCUUCAUGAACUAACCAGGUUCUUAGUGAAUCUGUUCUGUGCAGCAGCAGAGAGAGACCAGCAGACAGGAGAGAAGAUGCUGGAGAUGUUAGCAUCAGUCUGUAGAUAUAAAACAUUCCCUUUAGAGGAACGAUACAUGGAUGAUAAAUAUCAGAGUGACUUCCUGCUGGAUCUGUUCUCCCAGAUGAAGGACUGUGAGACUAAAACAGGUCUGAGUCUCCUUCCAUCAUUACAGUCAGUUUUCCAGUCAGCUCCUGCAGUCUGGACCAUAAAGCUCUCAGAGAGAAAGACCUCCAUCCUCCUGGAAGUGUUGAAACUCCAAUCAGAGAAGAAACCAGUGAAGCUGAUGGACUGGUCACAUGAAGAGAGUGAAGUGAGGAGUUUCCUAGAGUUUCUACCUUAUAUCUCACAGCUCAGGUUUUAUCAUUGGAGGUCAGAUCUUCAUGAACAAACCAGGUUCUUAGUGAAUCUGUUCUGUGCAGCAGCAGAAAGAGACCAGCAGACAGGAGAGAAGAUGCUGGAGAUGUUAGCAUCAGUCUGUAGAUAUAAAACAUUCCCUUUAGAUGAACGAUACAUGUAUGAUGAAUAUCAGAGUGACUUCCUGCUGGUUCUGUACUCCCAGAUGAAGGACUGUGAGACUAAAACAGGUCUGAGUCUCCUUCCAUCAUUACAGUCAGUUUUCCAGUCAGCUCCUCCAGUCUGGACCAUAAAGUUCUCAGAGAGAAAGAUCUCCAUCCUCCUGGAAGUGAUGAAACUCCAAUCAGAGAAGAAACCAGUGAAGCUGAUGGACUGGUCACAUGAAGAGAGUGAAGUGAGGAGUUUCCUACAGUUUCUACCUUAUAUCUCACAGCUCAGCUGUGAUCCAGGGUUCUUCCAGAGUGUUUGUUCGUCACUAUCAGUGAAAUCCAGAGAGGAGGUCCAGCAGCUGGUGUCUCUGCUGCAGCUCCUGAACUUCAACCUGCUGCUAACAGGAGAGUUACGCAGGAAAACCUGCAGCUCUGUGGGCAGAGUUCUCCAACUGUGUGGAUCUAAAGUGGAUCUGAUCCUCACCGCCAGCAAGAUGUCUGUUAGAGGAGCCUCCAUCCUCUUUAGAUCUACAACACAGCUCCACAGUCUGAGACUUUCCAACAACGUGGCCUUGUUCUUGUCUCAGUGGGUAAGAAGAGGCAGAGUGUCCUGUCCUCUGGUUGUUGAAGAGCUUUCUGUGGUGUCCACCAAAGCUCCACCAUCACAGAGAGUCUUGUUGAAGGUUGGCAGCAGUUUGGCGUCUCUGCUGAGGUUCUGGACAGUUGGACGGUUAGACCUGACUGAGUCCGGCCUCCCUGCUCAGAGUCUCCUCAGUCUGCUGCUUCAUGAUGCUCCUCUCACAGUCAGACUGAGUGAAGAGAGUCUCCAGCAGCUUCUGGUCCUCCUCCAUGAGGUCCAGGAUCAGGACCUGACGUUGUCCUUCUUGAAUAAGUUUGGUGGAGACCUGAGCUCCUGCCAGUUGAACUGGGAGCUUCUUCACUAUCUGCUGCAGCAACCGUCAGCUCAGACCAUCACUGUGAACCUGAAGAAGAACCGCUUCUUACAGGAGAGAGCUACACAGCUGCUGCCCUUUCUGCACAGGAUGGUGCUUCAGAGGCCCAGUCCCAGCUUUGUGAGGACUUCCAUCAGAGAGAUCUACAGAGGUCACAGCAGUCACAUGAUACCCAGUCUGCUGAGGUCAUUGGAUCAUGUGAUCAACCUGAGCUGCACAGAGAUGGACUCAGAAGACUGUGCUGCUCUGAUCUUCAUCCUCAGACACAGUGAUGGAGUUAGACUGAAGCUGCUGUGGAGCUCCAUCCCAGCAGAGGGAAUACAGUCCAUCCUCCGUAUGCUGCACACAGUUUCUGAUCUCAGUGUGGACAGGAACCAGCUGCUGAGCUUCAUCCACUGCUGCGCUGCCUCUGACAGCCAGCAGGAGGCAGCAUCAUCCCUGCUGAGGACUCUGCAGCACAGCUUGGACCUGUCCUGCUCCUCCUUCGUGGAGCUACCAGAGGAGGACCAGGCUGAUCCUCUGAGAGUGACGGCUGCUGACUGCAGGGCCGUCUCCACCAUCCUGAGACACAGCAGCAGGGACACACAGCUCCACCUGAGAGACUGUGAGGUGGAGGACAGCGGGCUGGACCUGCUGUUUCCGGUCCUGGACAGGGUCCGUUUCAGAGUCAGUAAGACGGUUCUGGUCCAGCUGCUGACCCUGCUUGCUGUGGACAGCGAGACGGACACAGUGAGACGGGCCGUGUCUCUGUUUAGAGCCCUGGGAGAAGAACUGGAUCUGAGUCACAUCACACUGGAUCAGAGGCUCUGUGGAGCUCUGGUUCUGAUGCUGGACAACUCUGAAGGUCUAACAGAACUGGACCUCAGUCACUGCCAGCUGACGGACCAGCUGCUGCUCCAACUCAUCACACAUCUGCACAAAGUCCAAGUCCUGGAUCUGAGUCACAAUAAGAUCACUGAUGCUUCCACUGAUCAGCUACUCCACCUGGUCUCCAUCAACCCCUCCAUUGGUUCUGUGAGACUCUCCAACAACAACAUCCUCAACAGAACUCCUUAUAAGGUCAACAGGAAGUUUGAGAUCUGGUGAAGCAGCUGUCAGCAGCUGGUCAUGUGACCAACAGGAAGUCCCUGUCUCCUGGUCUCAUCAAAGACUGUCUCCUCAGGGUCAUCAGAUGGACAUAUUGGCUGCUAACACUGUGAGGUGGUCAGCAGUGGUCAGAUCUGUUCUUCUUCUGGUUUCCAUGAUUCAGUCCAGACGUCUCAGAGGAACCAUGCAGGAACUGAACACCAAGGAGGAAAACCAGUUUGGUACUUUAACUGGGCCAAAAGGUCUGAGAAUGGAAACAUUGGAACCAUUUUUAGUUCAGGUUUGAAGUUAAACCAGUUUAACCAGUUUACAGCUGGAUGCUCCACAAACACACUGAUCUUAGAGCAGUUUUCUGUCACAUUCAUUAUUUUAUCUGGAGAAAAAGAGCUGCUCUACAUAUUUUAUCUUCAAGUUUAUUUUCUGAACAGAGAAAUUAGGAUUUUAUUAUUCUAAAGGUUUUUAAAAUCAUUCCUAAAUUUCUAAACGAUGAGGUUUUAUAUCAGUCAUUUAUUUUCAGUGAUUUAAUAUUUCUCAGAGUUUGUUUUGGUGAUGUACGUUUUUAACACCAUAAUUCAUGUUCUAAUUUUAGGUUUCCAUUAAAUUUAGAGAAGUUUAGAGGGACGGAGGUUCGAUUUACCAUAUCAGGGAUCUAUGCUCUAGUGGUGCUGUUUUUAUUCAUACCUCAGAGAAACAGUGGGAUAAUAUGGAUGUAUCUGAUUGGUUAAUUAAUUAGGUUUUUUUUAUAUUUCUUGAAAUAAAAUGUUGGUUCCUGGAUGAUGAAUGAUGAGCCAAUAACGUUUUAAAUGAUG